UAGUAUAUUAUAAAUACUAUUAUUAAGACUAAUUGUUUAGAUUUUAUAUCUUUAUUUUGGGACUUAAUUCAAUAAAAAAAAUGUCAAAAAAUGAAGAAAUAGUAUGUUUGUUUGAUGUUGAUGGAACCUUGACUGAAUCUAGAAAAAAAAUAUCAGAUGAAAUGCACAAAUUUAUGUUACAAUUAACCAAAAAAGUUGUUGUUGGAUUGGUAGGUGGAUCAGAUCUGGAAAAGAUAAAAGAGCAGAUGGGAGGAGAAAGAUGCAUGACAGAUUUUGAUUAUGUUUUUGCUGAAAAUGGCUUAGUCGCUUAUAAAGGUGGUGAAUUAAUAUAUGUUCAAAGUUUUCUCAAGCAUUAUGGCGAAGAAAAAUCUCAGGAGAUUAUCAACUUUUGUUUAGAAUAUAUGUCAAAAUUGACCCUGCCAUGUAAAAGAGGUACGUUUAUUGAGUACAGAAAUGGACUUAUUAAUGUGUGUCCGGUUGGAAGAAGUUGUUCUCAAGAAGAAAGAACUCAGUUUAAUAAAUAUGACCAGGAGCAUUUGAUUAGAAAAAAGUUUGCAGAAGCAGUAGAAGAAAAAUUUUCUGCUUAUGACCUUCAAUGCACAAUUGGUGGUGAAAUAAGUUUUGAUGUGUUUCCUAUUGGUUGGGACAAGCGCUGUUGUUUGCAGCAUUUAGACAUGACUAAAAUCAAAGAAAUUCAUUUUUUUGGUGAUAAGGUUCAUAAAGGAGGCAAUGAUCAUGAAAUAUAUACAGACGAACGUGUUAUUGGUCACCAAGUAGCAAAUCCUAAUGAUACAAUGGAGCAGUUAAGAAGCUUGUUUUUCUAAUAAAUAAUAUUUAUAUUUGAAUAUUUGUAUAACAUUUAUAUUUAUUCCCAGUUUUAGGCAAUUUAAUUUUAUAGUAUUUUAGGAUAUUUUUGACAAUUUUGCACAAAUGUUGUAUUGCUGAUUAAAAUUUGUAACUGUUACUCAUGCUGUUAUUUAUCACGUUAAAAAAACUGUUAUUCUUUUA
This is a messenger RNA of Hydra vulgaris (swiftwater hydra), 1008 nucleotides long. RefSeq lists its product as uncharacterized. Gene Ontology annotation, cellular component: cytosol. Gene Ontology annotation, molecular function: phosphomannomutase activity. The record is from RefSeq and is a predicted model, not a curated record. Lineage: Eukaryota; Metazoa; Cnidaria; Hydrozoa; Anthoathecata; Hydridae. Gene Ontology annotation, biological process: protein N-linked glycosylation; GDP-mannose biosynthetic process; mannose metabolic process.